GGGAAGGGUGGCAUAUCAGCUGGAAAGAAGACGAAGACUUGGAAGAAUCUGAAACAAAUCCUCGCUAUGGAGAGGACUUUACCAUGGAAACCAGAGGACCCUACAUACAGCAGUUUGGAUGGACCUCCUUCCUUCAAACCAGCAAAAAAGUACUCAGAUUUAUCAGGCCUGCCAGCCUCCUACACAGAUCCUCACACCAAGAUCAGAUAUGCCAACACAGAUGAGUUCUCCAGGAUAAGGAUGCUACCAUCAGAUAUUGUGACUGGAUACUUGGCUCUGAGAAGAGCAAAUACACCUGUGCCAUAGUGUCUAAAAUCCAAGUUAAUUUUGUCAUUGUUAUUUCAUGUCAGUCCAUUAUAAUACGAUGUAUAUUGCAGGAUUAUACAUUUUUUAUCUAAAUACUGUAAAUGCAGAAAUGUUCGCGGUGGAUUAAUGUUCGCGGUUUUCGCGGUGACCAUUUUACCGUGAACUUAAAACCACCGCGAACAUUUGUCUAUCGUGGUAUUAGACUGCAGUCUAUGGUGUUACCGUGAAAUUAAAACCACCGCGAAAAGUCCUUUUCCCCGCUACUGCGAAAUUAAAUCCCCGCAAACUUAAAUGCAUUUACAGUAUAUAACGUUAUAUUAUCAUACAGAUUAUUUUGGAUGACCUGACUAUAUUCCUCAUGCAGUGUAUAUGGCCUUGUUUGCUUUGCUCACUCGGUGAAUUUAAUCAGUGUUGAUAACAAAUGACCAGGCCUUAUGACACCAUAUACACCUCAGUGGGUUGAUAACCCUUUAUUUUAGGGUAGUUUCUUUCGUAUGAAAAAGUAAUUAGUCUUUGCUAACAAAAAAUCUAUUUAUCUCUUUUGUUGUCAUUUUGUAAAAUAACAUUGUAUUACAGAGACAGGUAUAAUAAGUAUUAGACAAGGCAUAAUAGAAAAGUAGUAUUAAAAAUGCAUGCAGUAAAAUGCAUUAUGUUGGUCCUAUUGCUUGUACAUGGAAGAUGUUACAUAAGCUUGCAUAUGGCAAAUAUUUAUAAUACUAUGUUAACAGUUCGGUAACUGUCAGUCAUUUUGUUGAGUAGGCUACAAAAUGGUGAAGUAAGCUACUUUUAUUAUUUAACUAUCCCUUGGUCAUGCUUCAGAAUUGUAAAUGGUCUAAUUGGACAAACAUUACUGGAAGGAAAAGUAGUUACAAAGUGAGUACUGUUGUUUCUGUUAAUUUUGUAUGAAAUAUGAUUUUCUGGAAACUUUCAAGAUUACACUAAUACUUGUAAUUCUUGUAAUGUAGUAAUUGAAACAAUAUUUCCACUCUAACUCUUACACAGCAAAAUCACAAGACCACGAGCAUUUGUACAGUAAUGAACAUUGUGAACUUCAAAGGCCCAUCAUGUCAGCAAUGUCAGCAACAUUGUAUUCAGUCAUAGUUUCAGAUUACUGAAUUUAUGUAGAGAGUUCUUGGGGAGUUGAGUAGAAUGCUUACAGCUUCUCGAUUUUCACAUAACCAGUAGGUACUUUAUUGCAUAAUGUGAAGCAGCAUACCUUUUUUAUAAUUUCCGAAGUAUACUAUCACUCGGAAAACUACAUUACAUUCAAGAGUGUAAGACUCCUUUAUGGUCACUGGUAGGUCAGCUCAUGGGAGCCAAUCCAGCUGACUUUGAUGUUGGCACUGGCCCUAUCUUAUAACACAGGAACCUGGUUUGUACAUAAUGUACAAAAUAACUUUGAAAGUCUUUGUAUCGUAAGUGAUAACUCAUCUUUCAAACAACAUAUUUCAUCUUUAGGAGAGAGAGAGAGAGAGAGAGAAAGAUGAGAACGAUGGGAAGAGUUUACUUCUUCAGAUCUGCUUCAUUAAAUGUGCUCCAAUUCCACCUAUGAUCACACUUCGAGGCCAACCAGUCCCAUCCGUUGACUGUGCCAAGGGACUAGGUUUCUACAUGGACAAGAACCUCACCUUCGACGAACAGAUCUCUGCAAUGAUCAGUAAAGCAUCGUGCAGACUGAAUUAUUUGCGUCUGUUGACGAAGCAAGGUACCUGUGUAAUGGACCUAAUACAGAUAUACCUGGCACUUACACGUCCAGUACUUGAGUAUGGCCAUGUGAUACUGGUCGGGUGCAGUAAGGAGCAGGAACUGGCCAUCGAGAGGGUACAGCGCCGGGCCCUGCGCAUCAUCUCCCUAGGAGGAAGGCGCAGUGUGCCCGACUUGCCCCCACUCAAAGUCAGACGGGAGGAGGCAGCGGUACAGCUGUUUGAACGCAUGCUCAGGGAAGACCACCCCCUGCAUGACAUGGUUCCACCCACAAGAACAGGGGCCACGGGACUCACACUUAGAAACUCUAGGACAAUCAGUUUACCAAAAGCCCGUACUAAGAGACUCAGCAAGUCCUUCCUCCAUAGCGCCAUCCGUCUAUACAACAAGAAGGUUACACAGUAGUGCCAUCAACACUUGUGUUAGCCAUUACCUGUACUGCUUGUAACUCGGCACCGUUUUCCAAUAAGGUGAUUUUAAUCUAUUAUGUAUGUUAUGCACAUGUCAACUGGAAUCUACAAGUCGUUGUUUGUAUGCAGCAAUUGUUAUUAUGUGUUUUUGUGUAACUAUGGUAAGCCAGACGUGUGUAAUAAGGUCAAAAUUCGGGUGAAUGUGUGUUUGCCCGCGAGAACCUUAAUAAAUAAAACAUUGAACAUUGAAA
Branchiostoma floridae (Florida lancelet) is the source of this 2671-nucleotide messenger RNA. RefSeq names its product INO80 complex subunit C-like. The coding region runs from base 67 to 306 and encodes 79 amino acids. Gene Ontology annotation, cellular component: Ino80 complex. The transcript is spliced from 3 exons. The record is from RefSeq and is a predicted model, not a curated record. Gene Ontology annotation, biological process: chromatin remodeling. NCBI's taxonomy places the organism in Eukaryota, Metazoa, Chordata, Leptocardii, Amphioxiformes, Branchiostomatidae.